CGCGUUCACACCAGUUCUGGUUGCUGCACGCACGUCGCCCCGAGUGUUCCGAGCCGCCGUAGAGACGCUCUCUGCCUUCACUUCUCAGGAUGUUGUCUUCUCUUUCGACUGUGCUGGCUACAGCAUGCUUGAUCGUGCAAACUCUGGCGUCUCCAGCCUCUGGAAAAGCAUUGUCGCGGAGGCAAGACAACGGCACGCCAGCUGCCCCUAUCCCACCUCUCCAAGAUCCUUGGUAUUCUGCCCCUGACGGCUUCGAGUCUGCGAAACCAGGGGACGUUUUGCGAAUCCGUGAGGCACCCGGAAAUCUCACAUCACUGACCAGCAACUGUUCCUCUGCCUACAACAUUCUCUACCGGACUACGAACAGCCAAUACAAACCUGACUGGGCGGUCACUACCGUCUUCGUCCCAGUCUCCGCAUCUCCUGCUCUUCUCUCAUACCAGGUUCCAUACGACUCGGCAUGGCUGGACGCAAGUCCCAGCUACGCUUUCUACUCCAGCGACGGAGCCAGAUAUCUCCCUGAUAUCAGCACAGGGCUGUCAUCCGGCUGGUUUGUAAAUGUUCCGGACUAUGAGGGGCCACUUGCCAGCUUUACAGCGGGGGUCAUGUCUGGACAUGCUACCAUCGAUUCAAUUCGUGCUGCUUUCAAUGCAAACGAAACGCUGGGGCUGGACCCGGAUGCUCGAUAUGCAAUGUGGGGAUAUUCUGGUGGUGCUCUGGCGAGUGAGUGGGCGGCUGAACUGCAAGUUCAGUAUGCUCCAGAGAUGAACUUCGGCGGUGCUGCGAUUGGAGGUUUGACGCCUAAUGUAACGAGCGUUCUAUAUUCUAUCAACACGAAGUUAGCGGCUGGACUUGCUCCGUCGUCGAUAUUGGGGUUGUCCAGCCAGUAUCCAGAGGAAAGAGCGUACCUACUAUCGAGGCUGAAGACCGAAGGCCCCUUUAACGCAACAGGAUUCCUGGCCGCGCUCAAUUACACUGUAGUUCAGGCAGCUAGAGCAUAUGCUUUUCAAGAUAUGGGUGAAUAUUUCGUUGGUGGCAUCACUGACAUCACAACGGAUUUGGUACUCAGGAUCAUCAACCGUGACGGCAUCAUGGGCUAUCACGGUGUGCCUGAAAUGCCCAUUUUCUCUUAUAAAGCCGUCGAAGACGAGAUCAGUGUUGUCCAAGAUACGGACGCAUUGAUGGAAAAGUAUUGCAACAUCGGAGCCAACAUCCUAUACCAGCGAAACACUGUCGGCGAUCACGGUGAUGAGGCUGUGAACGGUCGACCGUCGGCGUUGGCUUGGCUCAGCAGCGUCUUGGGAGGUACAUAUGCCGAAGACUAUUCUGCUUCAGGGUGUACCACUACGACGGUCACCAUAGACCUUACAAACACGACGGCCAGCAAGAGAAGUCUCCAGGAUGAGCCGAUUUGGUUCUGGGUGGAUUGAGCCUCGCCAAAUUGCAAGUUUGGUUUGUACGCA
Molecule: messenger RNA, 1463 nt
Organism: Diaporthe batatas
Lineage: Eukaryota; Fungi; Ascomycota; Sordariomycetes; Diaporthales; Diaporthaceae
Exons: 5
Coding region: 90-1430 (446 amino acids)
Biological process (GO): lipid catabolic process
Molecular function (GO): triacylglycerol lipase activity
Source: RefSeq, a predicted model, not a curated record